AUGGGGUCUGUAUCUAUAAGGGCUCCUCUGCCCCAUAGCGCUCCUGUGCCCCAUAGCGCUCCUGUGCCCCAUAGAGCUUCUGUGCCCCAUAGCAGCCCUGUGCCCCAUAGCGCUCCUGUGCCCCAUAGCGCUCCUGUGCCCCAUAGCGCUCCUGUGCCCCAUAGCAUUCCUGCACCCCACAGCGCUCCUCUGCCCCAUAGCGCUCCUCUGCCCCAUAGCAUUCCUGCACCCCAUAGCGCUCCUCUGCCCCAUAGAGCUUCUGUGCCCCAUAGCAUUCCUGCACCCCAUAGCGCUCCUCUGCCCCACAGCGCUCCUGUGCCCCAUAGAGCUUCUGUGCCCCAUAGCGCUCCUGUGCCCCAUAGCAGCCCUGUGCCCCAUAGCAGCCCUGUGCCCCAUAGCGCUCCUGUGCCCCAUAGAGCUCCUGUGCCCCAUAGCGCUCCUGUGCCCCAUAGCGCUCCUGUGCCCCACAGCGCUCCUGUGCCCCAUAGCAGCCCUCGCUCCUCUGCCCCAUAG
This is a messenger RNA of Cygnus atratus (black swan), 513 nucleotides long. Its product is annotated as anti-sigma-I factor RsgI2-like. The coding region runs from base 1 to 513 and encodes 170 amino acids. The record is from RefSeq and is a predicted model, not a curated record. NCBI's taxonomy places the organism in Eukaryota, Metazoa, Chordata, Aves, Anseriformes, Anatidae. The transcript has 3 exons.